AAAAGACCACCAUUCAAGCUCCUUAUAACUUGAUAGUGAUAUAUAACCAUGAAAUCACAAAACCUUCAGUUAGCCAAAAAAAUUAGAAAGCAAUUAACACUUGAUGAUGACAAUCAUGUUCUCCGGGAGAGGUUCGUGGAGGAAAUAACAGCAUACAAAUUCAAGAAUCCCAACUUGUUACAUCAAGCUUUUACUCAUGGUUCCUUCCAACACUGCCCAUCUAACGAUAGAUUGGAGUAUUUAGGUGACUCUGUUCUGAAUCAGUUAAUAGCAAAGGAACAUUAUUUUGCUUAUCCUGAUCUAGAUUCUGGGAAACUCACGGAGUUGAAAAGAGCUAAUGUAGAUACCGAGAAACUUGCUAGAGUCGCCAUCAAAUACAAUUUGCAUGACUAUUUACGUCACACGAUGCAUUUAUUUAAAGGACAAGUAGAAGAAUUCAGAGCUGCUACAUUAGAGUACCCAUUGCAUUCAGCAGGUCGCAUUGACCCCCCUAAAGUUCUUGCAGAUAUAGUUGAAUCUUUGAUUGGUGCCAUCUAUAUUGAUUCCAAUUUCUCCAUGGAUACAACUUGGCAGGCGGUAAAAGAUUUGUUGCAGCCUCUAAUUACUCCAGCUACACUUGAGAUUCAGCCCAUUAAGAAAUUUAACGAGCUAUGUCAGAAGAAUCGAUUGAGGGUUAAAUAUGUUGAUUUAUGGGAGAAAACUGGAGAAAUUGAAGUUUUUGUUGAUGGAAAAUUUGUUGCGAAGGGAAAAUUUAGUGGAAAGAAAGAAAUUGCACUAAAUAGGGCUGCAUACGAUGCAUAUUACCAAGUUGUCAAAAAUUUGAGUGUGGAAAUCACUAUUGAAUGAUCAACCUUGUGAUGAAACGCAAGCUGAAAUCACCAUCAGCAAAUCCCUAAUUUCCAAUGGAAUUGUUGUAAUUUGGUAAGUCGGAACGUUUUUGACGAAUUUUUCCUCAAAAAUUUCUUACCUACAAGUCAAAUUCCAAAGAAACGUCUGUUCAUAAUUAGUGAUUUUCUGAUAGUGAAUUACUAUUUCAUAUAUUAUUAGCUGUACUAAUGGAAUAUUGUAUCAAUUAAAUAAUAAAAUGCCUCAAGUGUGGAUAAUAUUCUAUUGUUUA
Lycium ferocissimum is the source of this 1117-nucleotide messenger RNA. RefSeq names its product ribonuclease 3-like protein 3. Gene Ontology annotation, molecular function: ribonuclease III activity; RNA binding. The record is from RefSeq and is a predicted model, not a curated record. Gene Ontology annotation, biological process: siRNA processing. Gene Ontology annotation, cellular component: cytoplasm; nucleus. The coding region runs from base 49 to 846 and encodes 265 amino acids. The transcript has 4 exons. Lineage: Eukaryota; Viridiplantae; Streptophyta; Magnoliopsida; Solanales; Solanaceae.